AUGAGCCCGAAAACUGAUCCCACUGCAUGGCUGUUCAUCUAUUCGGCCCCUGACAGUCAUCAACGUCGUCCACUUCGAGUACGAGCUCAAGCUCGACCUCCAGCUCGACUUCAUCGACGACCUCAACCACCACUUCGAGCUCAUCAUCGACCGUUCCAACGACUUCCUCGACGAGCGACGCUCCUACCACAUCCAGCACCAGUGCAGCACCCACAACAAGGGACGAAUGAUGUUGAUCUGUUCCGUCCUUUGUAUGCGCUGCCUUCAUGUUCCGCAUCGACCUUUCUCAGUCUCUCGUCGCCAUCCAGCACACGUGUUCUGACAUCUUCUACCUCCUCGCCCUCCUCGUUCGAUCCGUCAUCAUCGACGCCACCGCCUGCCGCUACUACCUCCUCGUCUUCCGAUCAAUCCGAACCUUCGCGCCAAUCCGAUCCACGCAGCACUGAAUCUGUCGUAUCGACCUCAACCUCGCAAACGCCCUCGGUGAUCACCACCCAAACCUCGCUCACCACCAUCACCUUGCCCAACGGUCAGACCUCCACAUCGACUGCCUUUGCCGUCACAACCGCCAACGGUCAAUUGAGUGGCAGCGACCGCAACGGCAGUGGCAGCAACAAUGGCUUCUUCAGCAACUCUGGCGCCGUCGGUGGUACCUUUGCCGUCGUCGGGCUGGUAGUCGUCGGCAUCAUCGCUGCCAUUUUCUACAUGCUUUGGAGGCGUCGCAAGGCACAGAGGAUGGACGCCGAUGUCGUCGCUGCCGCCUCCGCCGCCGCUGCUACGAAGCGAACGCCCUUCGACGAUGACGAUCCCGAAAUGAUCGAGGACCCUAGCUAUGGCACGGGUGCUGCCGGUGCAGGAGCUUACGGUGCAUCGCCUUCCAUGAUGCAGCAGUACUACAACAACUAUGGCAACGCCAGCGAGGGGUACGAGCCCAGUCAUAUGUCUGGCGGCACCAACCCCGGUUACGCCGGCAUGGGCGCAUACGGUCCCAUGGCGGCUGCUGGUGCUGGUGGUGCUGCUGCUGGCGGUGCUGCUGCCUACUACGCCGGUGGUGCCGGCACCGACAAUUCGCACUACUACGAGAGUGUCCCCGGCGGUCUCAGCCACGAGGGCGCCUACAAUGGUAUGGGCCAAGAUCCUAACGGCUACAGCCAGGGUGGUCACGAAGAUCCCUACGGCGCCCAGAGCGGUGGUCACGGGUACAGCCAUAGCGGCGCGCCUCAGCUCAACUGGGCUCCCGGUGCCUCGCCGCCGCUGGACCAGGAAGCGUACGGUGGCGUCCACCCCGCUCAGGGCUACCCGGUUGGUGCCGCUGGUGCAGCGGGUGCAAACAAUGUAUUCGCCGACCCCAGCGGCAGCAGCAACGAGACCGACGGAAGGAUCGACAUGACCGCUCACGGAAACGGAUCGUCGGUCAGUCUUCGCGACGACCAGGACUACGGUCGUCGCUUGGCGGUUCGUAACGGCGAGCAGUGA
Pseudozyma hubeiensis SY62 is the source of this 1476-nucleotide messenger RNA. RefSeq lists its product as hypothetical. The transcript has 2 exons. The record is from RefSeq and is a predicted model, not a curated record. The coding region runs from base 1 to 1476 and encodes 491 amino acids. NCBI's taxonomy places the organism in Eukaryota, Fungi, Basidiomycota, Ustilaginomycetes, Ustilaginales, Ustilaginaceae.